AGUUUCAAUCCUAGUAUUGAUGAGCAGAGUAUAACAAUGGUCCAGAAAGAAAUAGGCAACGCCAUAAUAGAAUAUCAGAAAUUCAGCAGAACUGUUCGAAUGAAACAUGAGCAUGUACCAGCCGGAACGAUGAGAAGUAUCCAAGAAAUUAUUAAUGACGAGAGACGUUUGUCAGCCAGUAUUGUUGCAGCAGUGUCCAAACAACUUGUCGACUACCUUCGUUUAUUACACGAGUCUUUUAUUGCGAUAGACCAGCUAUGUGAGACAAAUAUUUACAUUGAAGUAAAUAAGACAAAGGUUAACAAACCAGUUGUUGUUGUUAUUGAUGCAAAACAAUCGAUUGCUGCCGACGAAAGAGCUUUACAGGAAAACAUCUUCCAAUUUGGAAACCUUCUACGAAAACUUGUUUCAAAAUUUGGAAAAGGUUUCAAAUAAAUUGUGUACAAACGUAUAGCAAACCAAAAUGCAUUUUGGGUCUGUUACUUA
Molecule: messenger RNA, 486 nt
Organism: Ruditapes philippinarum (Manila clam)
Lineage: Eukaryota; Metazoa; Mollusca; Bivalvia; Venerida; Veneridae
Exons: 3
Coding region: 37-435 (132 amino acids)
Source: RefSeq, a predicted model, not a curated record